This is a messenger RNA of Cydia amplana, 855 nucleotides long. Its product is annotated as keratinocyte proline-rich protein-like. Bases 16 to 855 code for a protein of 279 amino acids. NCBI's taxonomy places the organism in Eukaryota, Metazoa, Arthropoda, Insecta, Lepidoptera, Tortricidae. The transcript has a single exon. The record is from RefSeq and is a predicted model, not a curated record.
AAUACCGCUUUCAUAAUGUCUGAUUGUUGUAAAACCAGGACCAAAAACCCAUGCAUGGUCUGCAAGCGCACCGUGACGGCCAAAACGGGCCUGCAGUGCCAAGGGUCUUGCAAAUCUUGGAUCCACUUCACUUGCUGCAGCUACACCCCUGGAAAAAUUAAAGAUAUCAAGGCCAAAACUAUUAAAGUUCGAUGUCCAUGCCCGGACUGCUCUAAUCCACAAGGACCGAAAGAAGUUAUCAUGAAGGAUUCGGGCUUCACAUGCGUCAACAAAACAUGUCCCAUAAACUUGCCACCCUCAUGUAAGAAUGACUCUCUGGAUAAAAUGAACCAGCAACCCUCGCCAUGUACAUUCUCAUGUAAGGAGUGGCCUGGAGUUCCGUGUAGCGCCGAGUCCUGCAGAGAUAAUACGCAAGAAGAUUGUUGCCCUGAUGAAUCGUAUCCCAUUCCACACCAACAUCCACCGUGUCCGCCGUCGCCGCCGCCGGCGCCGUGUAUUCCAGCGCCGAAACCUUGUCCACCACCCCCACCAUGUCCGCCGCCGAAGCCAUGUACGACGGCGAGGCCAUGUCCGCCGGCGAAGACAUGCCCACCAGCGAAGCCAAGUCCGAAGCCGUGUUCGCCUGCGCCAAUGACGCCGACAUCGAAUUCACCGUCUCCACCUCGGCGUAUGUCACCUUCAUCUACCCCAGUAAUGCCUUCAAUAAGUCUCGUGGAAAACAUGUGCGAGACCGUUGGACUGUUGAGUGACCAGCUUAAUCAGUUGAUGUGUAAGAUGACAGACGUACUAAACCCGAGUGCCAACUCGCAACGGGAGUCAAGCUCGUGUCGUUGCCCAAAAAAUCCUAGACGAUAG